Molecule: messenger RNA, 5937 nt
Organism: Peronospora farinosa
Lineage: Eukaryota; Oomycota; Peronosporomycetes; Peronosporales; Peronosporaceae
Source: the annotation of a GenBank genome assembly
AUGAAUCAACAAGUCGUCGAGUUGUCGACAUCUCUAUCCGUCGACGUAAAGACAUCAGCUUGUCUUGUUGAACCAGAGCCACAGCUUGACGUGUUUAGCCCCACGAAUGACCUGAACAAGAACAAGAAGAAGAGAAAGAAGAAGAAGAAUCGACGCAAGAGCUUGGAAAAGAACGAGUUGAAGACAAUGAAGGAGAAAGAGGAAGAAACGGAGGGACAAGAGGAAGGAAAAGGGCUUUUCAUUGAAGCGAGUACAGGGUCUAUCGAGGCUUCUACAAUGAAAGCUGUGGUGAUCGAGAAGGAGAAGUAUGAGGAGGAGACGAAAGACAAUGCAUCAGAAUCUCAGUCUAUGGAGACAACAUCGUCUUUGGAUACAUUGAAGGCCUCGGGAACACGAGCUGUGGGGUCACUCUUUUCGAGGUUCAAGUUGGGACGUAAAAAGUCUCUGGCAAGUCCAAUUGAGUCGGCAACGAAACAGGUGAAUCUAUCACCAGUGGAGACGGCAGGAAAACAACUGGAAGUGCCAAAGGAAAGACGUGUCGAGGGAGGAGAGCCGAGUGUUUCUGUUAGUGCCAAGAAGGACCAGGGCGACGUCUUGGAGGAGCAGAAGAAGGAGGAGGAGGAGGAUGCAAUGCAGAUGACAUCUUUGAGUACCAAGUUGAAAGACGGAGUACAGAAACAAGCGAAAGAGAUCAAAGUGGUGGAUAGUUUGCUGUGUCAGUCGAAGACAGAUGCACCAGAGUCUGAUGGCCAAGUGCUGGGAGGUGCUGACUCCAAAGCUGAUGUGUCGAUUGAACGCGUCACGGAAUUUAAGGUUGAGGUUCACGGUCCUGCGGACGAAAAUGGAUCUACUACGACCGCUGUUGAAACGCUGAAGCAUGAAACAUUGAUUGCGUUGGAUACGAACGGAUCUACCAAUGAACAGGACAUAACAAAUGAGGUUCAAGAUGAGAAUGUAUCGGCGUCAGCGAAAAUUGCUACUAUUGAGCCGACGGAACGAAAUCAAUGCAGUACCGAUGUCGUGAUGAGUGAGCCUGUUCCGCUGAAGCUUGACCUUGACCUUGACCUUGACCUUGAUACUGACCAAUCAAUCUACACGACACAAAAUCAAGUUGAAGUGGAGAUCGCAAAUAAUGCUAGCCUUCAGUCGGACAAAGCUGCAGUUAAUACCUUCGUGAUUGGGGCAGGUGAUGCAAUAGCGUCUAGCAACAAGAACGAUGGCAAGCCUAUUGCUAUCGAACCGUUGGUGGCUGAGAUGGUUGGUACCGCAGCGCCUGACGAAAUUGCACAGAACGAGACUGCAGUAAGUGAGGACAUUGAUGUCAAUCCUUCAGUGACUGAGUCCGUCAAAGUUGUUGAAUCCAAUGAGUACUCGCCGAGCGAGGCUGUUGUUGUCGAACCGUUGGUGGCUGAUAUGGUUGUGACUGAGUCCGUCAAAGUUGUUGAAUCCAAUGAGUACUCGCCGAGCGAGGCUCUUGUUGUCGAACCGUUGGUGGCUGAUAUGGUUGGUACCGCAGCGCCUGACGAAAUUGCACAGAACGAGACUGCAGUAAGUGAGGACAUUGAUGUCAAUCCUUCAGUGACUGAGUCCGUCAAAGUUGUUGAAUCCAAUGAUUACUCGCCGAGCGAGGCUCUUGUUGUCGAACCGUUGGUGGCUGAUAUGGUUGGUACCGCAGCGCCUGACGAAAUUGCAGAGAACGAGACUGCAGUAAGUGACGACAUUGAUGUCAAUCCUUCAGUGACUGAGUCCGUCAAAGUUGUUGAAUCCAAUGAGUACUCGCCGAGCGAGGCUGCUGUUGUCGAACCGUCGGUGGCUGAUAUGGUUGGUACCGCAGCGCCUGACGAAAUUGCACAGAACGAGACUGCAGUAAGUGAGGACAUUGAUGUCAAUCCUUCAGUGACUGAGUCCGUCAAGGUUGUUGAAUCCAAUGAGUACUCGCCGAGCGAGGCUGCUGUUGUCGAACCGUCGGUGGCUGAUAUGGUUGGUACCGCAGCGCCUGACGAAAUUGCACAGAACGAGACUGCAGUAAGUGAGGACAUUGAUGUCAAUCCUUCAGUGACUGAGUCCGUCAAGGUUGUUGAAUCCAAUGAGUACUCGCCGAGCGAGGCUGUUGUUGUCGAACCGUUGGUGGCUGAUAUGGUUGGUACCGCAGCGCCUGACGAAAUUGCACAGAACGAGACUGCAGUAAGUGAGGACAUUGAUGUCAAUCCUUCAGUGACUGAGUCCGUCAAGGUUGUUGAAUCCAAUGAGUACUCGCCGAGCGAGGCUGCUGUUGUCGAACCGUCGGUGGCUGAUAUGGUUGGUACCGCAGCGCCUGACGAAAUUGCACAGAACGAGACUGCAGUAAGUGACGACAUUGAUGUCAAUCCUUCAGUGACUGAGUCCGUCAAAGUUGUUGAAUCCAAUGAUUACUCGCCGAGCGAGGCUCUUGUUGUCGAACCGUUGGUGGCUGAUAUGGUUGGUACCGCAGCGCCUGACGAAAUUGCACAGAACGAGACUGCAGUAAGUGACGACAUUGAUGUCAAUCCUUCAGUGACUGAGUCCGUCAAAGUUGUUGAAUCCAAUGAGUACUCGUCGAGCGAAGUUAUAUCGACUGACAAAACGGAAUUGAUGGCUGUCAAGGUUUCACCGCCGACGUCUGAGCUACCUGUUGUAGUUGCUGCGCCAGCAAUACUAGAAAGGACGUCACCUGUGAAGAGUCUUGCCAGCCGCUUUGAAGGCAAGAAAGAACAGUCUCUAGACAGCUUAAAGUUUCGCACUGUGCGGGAAUUUUUCCCUCAGGAAAGCAGCAUCCGUGUAGGAGCGGAGAAAAAGAAGUACGAAGCACAGGCGCAGCAGCAGAAACUAAAGGCGAAAGCAGAAGACAAAGCAAAGGCGAAGUACAAGCCUGGAUCAGGCUUCAAAUCUCCUGAAAAAGAUGCUGUGUUUGGCGCAUCUUCACCAGCACUCAAGAACUCGGCUUUAGCUGUCCAAGAGUCAGUAAUGACUGAUGUAAACGGUGGUGAUCCUGUUGUCUUUACCACACCUGACACUGCUGCAAGCAGAAAGAAGUUCAGUUUUGAUGAGGAAUAUGCAGCUACUGAUUCUUCAAGCAAGUUCAGCGACGAUGUGCAAGAGUCCUUGACGCCUGUGAAAAGAAUUGCCAGUCGUUUUGAAGGCAAACACGAGCAAUCGCUUGACAAUUUGAAAUUUCGCACUGUUCGUGAGUUUUUUCCUGAUGGAGGGAAGCGCAGUAUCCAUGUUGGUGCGGAAAAGGCGAAAUAUGAGGCUAUCAGAAAGCAACAGGAGGAAGCAACGAUGACCACAGAGCACGCUAGGCCAAAAGUCACUGCGCUUCUGCCUACUCCGACGCCUGUUGAGCGGGAAAACUUCGUGGAAGCGGCUAGUGUUGAUGCAGUAGUUACAACGUCUUUGUCAUCGCUUGAUGAAGUUUGCACUGAGAUGACAACAGGUGUUACGCUGAGUCCUUCAGAACCGAACAACGCUGCAGCUGUCGAGUCAGCCGAUGAUAGCGUCAAAGGUGUUGCAGUCGGUAGUUUGAGUGUGGAUGAUGAAGCAGGGACUGCUGUGGAAAAAUCUCCGGAAACGAGUUGUGUUUUGCCUUCUACCAGUACUGACACGGUUAGCAUUACCGUCAUCAAAGAGGACAUGCUUGCUGCCCCUGGCGUACUGGGCGUAGCGGAAGAAAUUGUUGAUACUUCGGUGGCCAAACCGGUUUCUGUUGACAGCGGCAAGUGCAAGGCGACGGUGGAGGCGAACGAGAAAACUACGAUUAAUCAAGGAUCUGGUAAGGCUGUGUCGAAAUUUAAUACCGAACUUGUUGAGCUUACUCUUGCAGACAAUAACCGACGCGCCGACACUGGUAUCACCGAAGCUUCUCUCGCCAACACGCAUGCCAGCCUUAAUAUCGAACAGAAUGCGAAGAGCGAAGAAGUUGAAGACAUUGAUUUCAAGAUUGAUAGUGGACUGGACAAGCAAAGUUUUGGAGAGGCUGUUGUAAACACAUCAUCUGAAUGGGGCGGUGGCGUCAUAAAAGAAGGUGAUGUUGGCGAGCAAGUGAAUGUCUUGCAAGCUCCCACCAGCAAAAACGCCGCUGAAGAAAACGCUGCAAACAGUGAGCUGAACGAGCAAGAUAUUGGUAAACCCGUUGAGGGUGUUCUGAUUAGUUCCUCUGUUUCUACUGGCGAAGUCACUAUUACCGGCGGGGAGAGUGAAAGUGUGGACAUUCAGCAAUUUGCAAACAAUAACGAAGCAAGUACAGAAUCUCAAGUCCAAGUCCUUGAAAGCGCUUCUAGUGCUGAGAUUGGGCUCACGGAACUGGACUUGGGAAAACCUGAUGUUGUAACUUCGAAAGAGCAGAUGAAGCAUGCAACGAAAAAUAAUUCACGGCCAAUAUUGACUACGGAGCAAUUAUAUGUGAUGGAGGAUGACCACACUAUUGAGACUGCGGAGACGGUUGUUGUAGGCGAGCGACCAAUGACCGACGGCGAGGAUGACUUUGAACACCUGUCACUCACGAAGGUACGCCCCUCUCACGAGGUACAUUCUGGGAGUACGUCGCCGAAGUCAACGAAAGCUUCGAUAAAGCAGACGUCAGCGAAGCCAUUCCCAAAACUGACUCGCAAGGUUUCUGCUGCAUCAGUGGAAUCAGUCAAAUCGACAUCAGUCAAAUCGAUAUCUGCCAAAUCAGCCGUUUCUAUACCUGCGAAAUGUGCUUCUACGACUGCGCCAACUGCAGCUUCCAUGGCUCAAAAGACACUGAACGUAAACAAAUCGCACAAGGAUUCGCUACAGCCCAAAAAGAAACGAUCAGCACCUGAAAUCAAGGGCACAGUCAGCAAUGCUGGAUGUAUUGAGCCCCCUCCAGCUGCUCCAACCGUUCCGGUCCCCAUGAAGCGAGUGUCCAUCACAGCGUCUUCUACUUCGUCGCAUGCUAGGAAUGUUGCGGACCAUGAUAGUAAGGUAAGGCACUCGCUCCGUGCUUUGACGACCCAUGUGUCGAAAACGAAGGAUGCAGUUGGUCGAAGUGGUUUUGUAAAGCCUUCUUCAUCAACGGUUUCUGUGGCGCCGAAACGCGCAUCGAUCACGGCCCGAUCUGCUUCUUUUAGGGCGAGAAAUGCUGCUGAGCAUUUGGAAGAUAUCAAUGUUGCAGUUCCCUCGGCUCCGUCCCGAAACAAAAGGUACAUCAACGUCAAGAGUAAAGUGUUUGCUGGGAUCCAGUCUGGUUUAAUGCAGACAACUUCUCACAAAACCAUUACAAAGGAGGAAUUUAUUGCAGCUGAGCGCCGAAAGAGUCUAGGAUCGGCAGGGGUAAGAAGUGUGCUGGGUGCAGGUAAUCGACGUGCAUCUCUCGCUGCUGGAGCAACUAUUGCUGGCCCACCUGAACCAUUUGUGCGUUCAGCCUUGUCACGCAAGAAACUGAACUCGACGCCUCCUCGUUAUAUGAAUUACGAGAAUACGCCAGGUUAUGCUGAACGGGCACGACAGCAGUACGAGCGACGCAAACGACUAGAAGAGGAGAACGCUGCGAAGUCUGAGAAGCGUCAGCGUGAGCUGCGUACAUUUUUCUCUAACAAACAGCAGACACCGCUGAUGUCGAGAACUGAUGAUGAAAUUUGUCGCGGCUCGGAGCUUUACGAAGUCGCAAAGCUAGCGAAUGAGAAUGAGAUUGCAGAUCAAAAAGUGAUGCGGGCAGAAAGACAACGCACUGGCCCUACUCGUAGCUACCGCCGGGCUCCUUCUGCUACCUCUAGCGCUGGUACUUCAUCGUCGAAUGGUGUUCCAUCCCGUACAUCCAAGAAGUCGUCCGUGUCGUCUGUAGCUGAGAAGGUCGUCUCGGCGCCUGCACUGGACGCGACUGAAAUGGAAAGUGAAGAAGUGACUGAAUGUACAUUUGUGACAGAGGACACCGUCGCCGAUGCUGGAAUAGACUGCUAG